GGGCGGACUGGUGGGCAGAGCGGGCUGGACGAAAGCGCUGAAGGGGCAGGGCCAGGGUCGAGGGCCGGGAGGGGCGGGAGUGUCCGGCGCCGAGUCCAGAGCCUCGCGACACCCCGCGCCCUCUGCAACCCAGGUACAAGGCCUUUCGCGGCGCGCAGGGUACCUCACCUCUUCUACUGGAAGUUGCUGGCUGUGCGUCUGGGCUUCAUCAUCGCCUUCGAGCACGUGGUGUUCUUCUUCUUGCGCCUCAUCAGCUGGCUCGUGCCCGACGUGCCAGCCGGACUGGCCACCAAGAUAAAGCGGGAGCGCUGCCUGGCCAAGCAGGCGCUGGCUGUCAACAGCGAGGCGCUGCUCUGGGUCCGCGUGGCCGGCCGAGCCUGGUCCGACCCCUGACCACGCCCCCUAGAACCGCCCCCAGACCGUAACUCAGCUCUCUUGCCCCGCCCUCUGGUUUGGCCUCGCCCAAAGGGAGGAUUGGCCGGAUUCCUCCGAUUAUCGCUUUGCCCGGCCCUUCACCAAGCUCCGCCCACGCCACGCCCUCUUUUACAUUAAUCCCAACAGAGUCCCUCCUGCUCUGGAGGGCCAACGUUCUCAGCCUGACCAAGCCAUGCUUUGUGUCCGCUGCAGCAGGGGCGCUGUCCCUGGAGCCCAGGAUGCAGAGGCGAGUGAGCGCGACUGCCCUUCCAGGACCCUAGGUCCCCCAGGAUGCUCCUUCUAUUGGAGUCCUCUGCCUCCAGCUAGGGGUCUGGGCAGCACCUUGGCCAGCGGCCCCAAGGUCCCCCCAGAGCUGGGAAGAGAGGAUUAGGGUUCCUUGGGGACCCCUCGUCCUGCAUUGCCGCCCUCUCCUUGUUUCCCAUCUCCUGCCCUUGUGCAAUGCUGACAAUAAACUUCUCUCUGCACCCCAGCUUGCACCUCUCCGUGGACACCUAGCUCCCCCCAGCACUGUGCAGUGUCUCCUCAUUACGUGACAAUGCUCUGGGGGGCCAAAGUGUACGAGAGGAAGCGGAGGGACCUAAUCUCUCUGAAUGGAAUGGUCUCCAGUUGGUAGGGGAGAGUUCAUUGGGGUCUGGGCCCUGGAUCCCCUGCCCUAUAUGUUCAUCGAGGCCUAUAGUGUGUGAAUAACAAUAACAGGGUUUAUUUAGGUCAGCUGAGACACCUCUCAGUGGACUUUCACACACUUUUCACCAGAUCCUCCCCAAAGCCUGGUGAGGCAGUACUGUGCAGUGGUUAAGGACACAGGUUGGUGGUGGAGCCAGACAGACCUGGAUUUGAAUAUUAGUUCUGACUCUUAUUAGCUGUGUGACCUUCGGCAAGUUAUUUAAUCCCAUAUACCUCACUUUCAUGAUCUGUAAGAUAGGGACUUCACAGAGCUGAUGAGAGAUUUAAAUGGGAUAAUGCCAGUGACCUAACCUGUACAUGCCUCACGUCCUCAUCUGAUAAGUGGGAGCAGUAACAAAAUCUACUUUGUAGGGUAGUGGUGGAAAUUAAAUGAAUAAAUAGGGGUGAAGUGCUCAGAACAGUGCCUGGCACCUAGUGAAUUACAAUAAGAGUUAUUAGCAGCGUGAAUAUUAGCUUUCUGGUAGAGGAGGCUCUUAGAAAUGGUGAGAUGGAUCAUUCCAGGCAGAAGGGGAGGAUGGGACAUUCAUGAGGAGUGGUGACGCUGGAAGCACUGGCCAGGAUGAUGCUAGAUGCGUCACAACACCAACUUUCACGAUUUCCGUCUCCCAACCUAAGAGACUAGUGUCCCCGUUUUAUAGAUGCUGUAGUUGGCUCAGAGAGGGUCAGCACACUGUGGAGUUUUCAGGGUCUCUGAAGAGCCCAAGUCUUGGGAGGUUCUCUGUGAAGCUCCCAGGAUGCUCCCCAGCCCCAAGGACCCCCUGAGCACAUCUCACAUUUGAGAAGGUCCAGAAGAGGGGUGACCUGUCUCCUGGGAGGAAAAGCAGUGCCUCCCUCUUCUUUAGGAUGUCGGUCUGGGGUCCUUCUGAGCCUCUCCUGGGCAUAGGACUCCCAUUGUUCCAGCCCCCCUCUUGUACCCCAGACUGGCCAAACCGGUUCUGGGGAAGGGGGGCGGGGAUCAGGCACGUUGAGACAGCCGCCCGCCUGCCCGCCUGCAAGGUUCCCUCCACCUUCGCCUCCCCCUCCGCGCCCCACACAAUAACCAGGAGCUUGCAUUGCCCAGCUCAGGGGCCAUGCUGACAUCGCCCCCUGAGGACCUGGCUGCAGCCCCAGAGUCCCCAGGGUGGUCUGGAGGCCUGGACCGUGCCGGAGGCCAGACGGAACUCCCUGGCUGAGCCUUAUGAAGCUACCGUGACCAUCCCAUUUACCAGAUGAGGAAACUGAGAGACUUGCUCAGAUGGACAGAAGUUUAAGGUGGGUGGCAGAGCAAAGGAGGAAUGGACUGUGGGCCACCUGCCACCCUCCAGUCUCACCUGGCUGGGCCGCCUGGCACUGCCCGCCAUCCAGUAGCUGUGUGCCAGCAGGAGAGUCUGUCCUUUGCGGAACUGCCCACCCUGCAGCCCCCAAACCCUGUGUGUCUGGAUCUCUUCCCCGUCGCUCCAGAGGAGCUGCGGGCUCCUGGCAGCCGCUGGUCCCUGGGGACCCCUGCUCCUCUCCAAGGGCUGCUAUGGCCACCAUCUACAGGAGGUCCAGACACCAAGAUCUCCACCAGUGGGGGCAUGCGGCCCAGCAGGGCUGGCAGCUGGCCACACUGUCCUAGUGCCCAGCCCCCAGCUCUGGAGGGACCCUGGAGUCCCCAGCACCCACAGCCGCAGCGCCGGGCCAGCCAUGGCUCAGAGAAGAAGUCAGCCUGGCGCAAGAUGCGGGUGUACCAGCGUGAAGAGGCCCCUGGCAGCCCGGAGGCCCAUGCUGUCUUCCUGGAGCCUGGCCAGGCAGCGGAGCAGGCCCUGAGCACGGAGGAGCCUCGGCCGCUGGGGCUGUCUGGGCCCACCCGAGCUGGCCUCGAGGGGCCUGAGCGGAGGCGCUUCUCAGCUUCUGAGCUCAUGACCCGGCUGCACUCUUCCUUGCGGCUGGGGCGGAAUUCCACAGCCAGGGCACUGACCCCUGGGUCAAGCCCUGGAGCAGCUCGGGAAGGGAAAGCGUCUGGAAGGGAGUCGCGCAGUGUAGAAAUGAGGGUGGACGGUAUGGCGAUGCCAGCCCCUGUUGACACGAGCGGGGGCCAGGGCGGCUGGUCCGAGCCCAGGCUGGACGCGCAAGAAGAGCCGGCUCUGGGUUCUGGGAGCGCCAGCGAGCGGCGCCAGUCACGGUUCCUCCUUAACUCCGUCCUCUACCAGGAAUACAGCGACGUGGCCAGCGCCCGCGAACUGCGGCGGCAGCAGCGCGAGGAGGAGGGCCCGGGGGACGAGGCGGAGGGCGCGGAGGAGGGGCCCGGGCCGCCGCGCGCCAACCUCUCCCCGAGCAGCUCCUUCCGGGCGCAGCGCUCGGCCCGAGGCUCCACCUUCUCGCUGUGGCAGGACAUCCCCGACGUGCGCGGCAGCGGCGUCCUGGCCACACUGAGCCUGCGCGACUGCAAACUGCAGGAGGCCAAGUUUGAACUGAUCACGUCCGAAGCCUCCUACAUCCACAGCCUGUCGGUGGCCGUGGGCCACUUCUUAGGCUCGGCUGAGCUGAGCGAGUGUCUGGGGGCACAGGACAAGCAGUGGCUGUUCUCCAAACUGCCGGAGGUCAAGAGCACCAGCGAGAGGUUCCUGCAGGACCUGGAGCAGCGGCUGGAGGCAGAUGUCCUGCGCUUCAGCGUGUGCGACGUUGUGUUGUGCCACUGCCCAGCCUUCCGCCGCGUCUACCUCCCCUAUGUCACCAACCAGGCCUACCAGGAGCGCACCUACCAGCGCCUGCUCCUGGAGAACCCCAAGUUCCCUGGCAUCUUGGCUCGUCUGGAGGAGUCUCCUGUGUGCCAGCGUCUGCCUCUCACCUCCUUCCUCAUCCUGCCGUUUCAGAGGAUCACCCGCCUCAAGAUGCUGGUGGAGAACAUCCUGAAGCGGACAGCACAGGGCUCUGAGGAUGAAGACAUGGCCACCAAGGCCUUCAAUGCGCUCAAGGAGCUCGUGCAGGAGUGCAACGCCAGUGUGCAGUCCAUGAAGAGGACAGAGGAGCUCAUCCACCUGAGCAAGAAGAUCCACUUUGAGGGCAAGAUCUUCCCGCUGAUCUCUCAGGCACGCUGGCUGGUUCGGCACGGGGAGCUGGUGGAGCUGGCACCACUGCCCGCGGCGCCGCCUGCCAAGCUGAAGCUGUCCAGCAAGGCCGUCUACCUGCACCUCUUCAAUGACUGCCUGCUGCUCUCCCGGCGGAAGGAGCUCGGGAAGUUUGCUGUUUUUGUCCACGCCAAGAUGGCCGAGCUGCAGGUAAAGGACCUGAGCCUGAAGCUCCAGGGCAUCCCUGGCCACGUGUUCCUCCUUCAGCUCCUCCACGGGCCGCACAUGAAGCACCAGUUCCUGCUGAGGGCCCGGACGGAAAGUGAGAAGCAGCGAUGGAUCUCAGCCAUGUGCCCCUCCAGCCCCCAGGAGGACAAGGAGGCCAUCAGCGAGGGGGAAGACCGCCCCCAGGUUCAGUGUGUCAGGACGUACAAGGCACUGCAGCCGGACGAGCUGACCUUAGAGAAGACUGACAUCCUGGCAGUGAGGACCCGGACCAGUGACGGCUGGCUGGAGGGGGUCCGCCUGGCGGAUGGUGAGAAAGGGUGGGUGCCCCAGGCCUACGUGGAAGAGAUCGGCAGCCUCAGCGCCCGCCUCCGAAACCUCCGGGAGAAUAAGCGCAUCGCGAGUGCUGCCAGCAAACUGGGGGAGCCCCCCGUGUGAUGGGCAGCCAUGGCCUGGCCCCCUGCUCCCCGGCCGGCUCCUGGAUGGGUCUGGAGGGGCCUGCAGUGUCUCCAUGCCACAAGCCCCUGCUGCUGAGACUUCUGGUCCAUGGCCUGGCCUCGGGAGCGCAGGCUGGACACGGGAGGGAGUUACCUCGAGAGGGUCUCCCCCGUCCUCGUGCUCCUCACUGUCCACACUUCUGGCCGAGGGCAGCUCCUCCCUCUGGCGUGGGGGCCACAACGGGUGACCUCUGAUAUGGGGCAAGGACUGGGGCCCUCUCCCUUCCAUGCCUCCACCCGGCCUGACUCUUGUCCCUCUGGCAGGGGCCUGGCUGGGAACGGCUCUGGUGACGAUGGGUGCUGGGACCUAUAUAUCUACCUGGGGUCUUCUGGCCAGAGCCUGUGUGGGGCCUGGUUGCUGGGACUUGUCUGUAAAUAAACCCCCCUGAUGCCUUGGCUUGGAGUCCGUGAGCCCUCUGAUGCUGUCCGCUCCCCAGCCCCAUUUCCCAGCUGUAGAUCAGGAGGGUCUCUGGCUGCCUCCCAUUGUGAAUUUGCCCUUCUGUGAGUUCACCUCUUAGCCAGAGGUGGGUGAGAGGGGCGGCAUAUCAGUCAGACUGCCUUGGGCUGCAGUUAACAAAUCAGCAGAUUCAAAUAGGCCUAAACAUUAAAGAGAAUUUAUUAGUUCUUGUA
Molecule: messenger RNA, 5500 nt
Organism: Equus quagga
Lineage: Eukaryota; Metazoa; Chordata; Mammalia; Perissodactyla; Equidae
Gene: ARHGEF19
Product: Rho guanine nucleotide exchange factor 19
Exons: 18
Coding region: 2394-4811 (805 amino acids)
Biological process (GO): regulation of actin cytoskeleton organization; activation of GTPase activity
Molecular function (GO): guanyl-nucleotide exchange factor activity; protein binding
Source: RefSeq, a predicted model, not a curated record